AAUUCUCAUCAACAACCGGUUUACAUCAUCAUUCUCUCUCAGGCGACAGGCAGGUACCAAAUUUGAUGGUGAUAAAAUAAAACCACAUUGCAAUUCAGGACUGGGUUGGAUGCAGUAGUUGGAGAGUGGAGUGAGAUCUUGAUAAACGGACCGAGAGGUUAUACCACGUACGAGUAUAUUCUGCUAUAUUCACACUACUUGAAUUGCAAGUGAAUAAACUUGGACUUCUGAUCGAUAGUGGUGUGACUAGGUGAGGUGUGAGUUGGAUUCGUCAAGUCAACUUUGAUCAUAUGAAUUUUAGUUAGUUGAAGUAUAUGGCUUCUCAAGCUCUUCAAGUUCUACUCUGUGGUCAAUGCCUUGCUUUUCAGGUUCACAUAGUUAAAAAAGCAAAAAAGUGGGAGUGCAAACUUUGUGGGACGAAGCAGAGCGUGAUUCAAGUAUUCGGUACUGGAUCUGGAGCAGAGUGUAGAAUUUUAGUUCAAAAGUUGAACGAAUCCCGUCACAUUUCUGAAGCAGCCGCGAGACGUAAUUUGACUGGUAGUGAAGAAUUUAAUUUUGAAGAAAAUAGUGCACGACAAGAAGACCAAGGGGAAACCCAAUUGGUAGAAUCUCAAACGUUACACACGGGGCGAGUGUCAAAGUGGGACGUAUAUUUGGACCAGGAUCCUUCCACGAAUCGUUUAUACUAAAUUAGUACUUAGCAGCAAUAACAAUAAUGCUGGCAAAGGCAUAUCUAAUCUUUUACAAUCUGGCCCUCACUCUUGGAUGGGGUUAUGUACUUUAUCUUGCAUUCGAGAAACGAAAUGAUCAUACUAAAAUGUGGAAACAUGUAGAGAUCCCGUUAAAAAUAUUCCAAACGGCAGCUUUGAUGGAGGUUGUUCAUGCUGCCGUUGGCAUUGUGAAAUCCAACGUUUUCCUCACCUUUUUUCAAGUCAUGUCGCGUGUAUUUCUCCUGUGGUGCGUUCUGGAAGUGAGCCCGCCGGCAACAACGAGCAUUGGUGUACCGAUUUGUAUGAUUGCGUGGGACAUUACUGAAAUCAUUCGGUAUGGAUAUUACUUUUUGAAUUUGAUUGGACUUUCCCAAUUGCUGGUGUGGUUCAGGUACACCCUUUUCAUAUUCUUGUACCCAAUUGGAAUCACGGGAGAAUUAAUCUGCAUCUACUACUCUUUGGAUUUUGUAAAACAAAAGAAAAUGUGGACAUAUUCCAUGCCAAACGCCCUAAAUGUCACGUUUGAUUAUCAGUACGCCCUUAUUUUGGUCAUGCUGUCAUAUAUUCCAAUAUUUCCGCAACUAUAUUUCCACAUGUUUGCGCAACGCAAGAAAAUCCUGGGAAAAAACAAGGUCAAUUAAAUAAAUGCCGAUAAGUAGACUUUUCUGGGUAGAGCUACAAUUGUUACGUUGUUUGCUAAUGAAGCAAGGGAAUACAUGACCGUUGUAACAGUUUGUAAUGUCACAAGAUAAUAAUAAUUAAUCUAUUCUAUGAUUACAACUUGUUAACAUGUGACGAAAA
Folsomia candida is the source of this 1511-nucleotide messenger RNA. RefSeq names its product very-long-chain (3R)-3-hydroxyacyl-CoA dehydratase 2 (gene Hacd1). Lineage: Eukaryota; Metazoa; Arthropoda; Collembola; Entomobryomorpha; Isotomidae. Gene Ontology annotation, cellular component: endoplasmic reticulum membrane. Gene Ontology annotation, molecular function: 3-hydroxyacyl-CoA dehydratase activity. The transcript is spliced from 6 exons. The coding region runs from base 716 to 1351 and encodes 211 amino acids. Gene Ontology annotation, biological process: very long-chain fatty acid biosynthetic process; sphingolipid biosynthetic process; fatty acid elongation. The record is from RefSeq and is a predicted model, not a curated record.